AUGCAUGCAGCGAGGGGCGUGGAAGCCAAGCAGCCCAACUCUGCCAUCAGGAAAUGUGUCAGGGUCCAGCUCAUUAAGAACGGCAAAAAAAUCACAGCUUUUGUCCCCAACGAUGGGUGCCUGAACUUCAUCGAGGAGAACGACGAGGUGCUGGUGGCCGGGUUCGGGCGCAAGGGCCACGCCGUGGGCGACAUCCCGGGCGUGCGCUUCAAGGUGGUCAAGGUGGCCAACGUGUCCCUGCUGGCCCUCUACAAGGGCAAGAAGGAGAGACCCAGGUCGUAAAUCCUCACCGGUCUGACAACACCACCAAUAAAAUCUUUGGUUGUAAAGGA
Messenger RNA from Ficedula albicollis (Collared flycatcher), 332 nucleotides. RefSeq names its product ribosomal protein S23 (gene RPS23). Gene Ontology annotation, molecular function: structural constituent of ribosome. The transcript has 3 exons. Bases 1 to 282 code for a protein of 93 amino acids. Gene Ontology annotation, biological process: translation. The record is from RefSeq and is a predicted model, not a curated record. Gene Ontology annotation, cellular component: ribosome; cytosolic small ribosomal subunit. NCBI's taxonomy places the organism in Eukaryota, Metazoa, Chordata, Aves, Passeriformes, Muscicapidae.